Hyla sarda is the source of this 2051-nucleotide messenger RNA. RefSeq names its product zinc finger protein 182-like. Gene Ontology annotation, cellular component: nucleus. Gene Ontology annotation, molecular function: RNA polymerase II cis-regulatory region sequence-specific DNA binding; DNA-binding transcription activator activity, RNA polymerase II-specific. Bases 161 to 1744 code for a protein of 527 amino acids. Gene Ontology annotation, biological process: regulation of transcription by RNA polymerase II. The record is from RefSeq and is a predicted model, not a curated record. The transcript is spliced from 7 exons. Lineage: Eukaryota; Metazoa; Chordata; Amphibia; Anura; Hylidae.
ACUGAUCACAUGAUUUUGACAUCAUCACAGGUCCUACACCACCAGCAUCUCACAAACACAAGGAAGUUCCUGGUCGGGGAGUGAGGAGAUUACAUGAGGAGGAGGACUAUCCCCUCCAGCUGAUCCAGUUGUCUCCUCUUCUCCUGAAUGACCCCCAAGGAUGGACAAGGACAGGAAUGAGAUGACUAAGAGAAUAUUACACUUCACCUUGGAGAUCCUCCACCUGCUGACCGGAGAGGAUUACACCAUAGUGAAGAAGACAUGGGGGGAGUGUGUGGCCCCCAGCAGCCAUCUCCAUGAGUCAGGAGGACGGAGCAGGGCCCGGGGCCCCAUCAUGGAGCCUCCACCUCACUCACUGAUACAUGAGGAGAAGAUCCUAGAACUCACCCACAGGAUCACUGAGCUGCUGACUAGAGAGGUUCCUAUAAGGUGUCAGGAUGUGGCGGUCUAUUUCUCCAUGGAGGAGUGGGAGUAUGUAGAAGGACACAAGGAUCUGUACCAGGACAUAGUCAUGAUGGAGGAUCACCGGCCCCUCACAUCACAAGAUGGAGUCAUUGAUAGAAAUCCACCCGAGAGGUGUCCCUGCCCUCUGUAUUCCCAGGACUGUCCAGAGGGAAAUGUCCCAGAGAACCAUCAGGGGGGAGAUCUGACUAAUAAUAAAGUGGAGGAUGAAGAAGAGAGGAUGAGCGGCCAUCACCUGUGUAUGAGGGAAGUGAAGGAGGAAAUUCCAGGAGGUGUUAUCCCAGAACGUCCAAGGAAGAACUCCGAGGGAAACGUCAUGUUAUCUCUAAAUAUUAAAGUAGAAGAUGGAGAGAUCAUGGAGCGCUCCUCCGGAGAAGAUGGAGAGAUCAUGGAGCGCUCCUCAGGAGAACAUGGAGAGAUCAUGGAGCGCUCCUCAGGAAAAGACCUCCUUACCCCUAAUGUCCAUCCAGAUCUAUCCUAUAAUAAUCCUCCUGAUCAUGAGGAACCUUCUCUUUACCUCCCACAGACAGUUACCACAUGGAUGGGUCAGGAAGGGAAAGGAAUCAUCCAGUUUGAUGUAACACAAUGGAGAAGACAUGGAGAAGAGAAACCCUAUUCAUGUUCAGAAUGUGGGAAAUGUUUUACAAGUAAAUCACAUCUUGUUAGACAUGAGAGAUAUCACACAGGAGAUAAGCCAUAUUCAUGUUCAGAAUGCGGGAAAUGUUUUACACAAAAAUCAGAUCUUGUUACACAUGAGAGAAUUCACACAGGGGAGAAGCCGUAUUCAUGUUCAGAAUGUGGGAAAUGUUUUACAAGUAAGUCACAUCUUGUUAGGCAUGAAAGAAAUUAUACAAGGGAAAAGCCAUAUUCUUGUUCAGAAUGUGGAAAACGUUUUACAAUUAAAUCACAACUUGUUAUACAUGAGAAAUAUCAUGCAGGAGAGAAGCCAUAUUCGUGUUCAGAAUGUGGGAAAUGUUUUACACAAAAAUCUGAUCUUAUCAUACAUGAGCGAAUUCACACAGGAGAGAAGCCAUAUUCAUGUGCAGAAUGUGGGAAAUCUUUUAUACGUAAAUCACAGCUUGUUAUACAUGAGAGAAGUCACACAGGAGAGAAGCCAUAUUCUUGUUCAGAAUGUGGGAAAUGUUUUGUACAAAAAUCACAUCUCGUUAAACACGAAAGACGUCACACAGGAGACAAGCCAUAUUCAUGUUCAGAAUGUGGGAAAUGUUUUACAAGUAGAUCAUAUCUUGUUAUACAUGAGAGAAGUCACACAGGAGACUGAUAGGGAAAAUAAUAAUAGAAAUUUAAGAUCUCAGGUGAUGGAGAUAAAUGUGAUGUUUCUUUUUUGAUGAUUAAUUAACCAAAGAAUAAACCUUAUAAUAAACCUUAGCAGCAGCCAAACCCAACACCGGGGGUCAUGUGACCUAUGUAGGUAAAUAAGGGUAAUGAGAAGUUAUAUGUAAUGUUUUUGUGUAUCAUUUAGUAGUGACUGAGCUCUAUACUACAGUAUGAUUGGAGAUUUUCCUAUUCUUGGUGCUGGAAAAAACAGAUUUUAUUAAAGACAGGAGGCUCACAUUGUGCAGUAUCUU